GAGAUCUCUCUCUCUCUCUCUCCCUCUCUCUCUCUCUUCGUCCCCUCCACCCUCGAAUUCUAGGGUUAGGGUUACGCCAUGCGGAACGCCCCCCCCGCCUCCACCGCCGUCUACGGCACCGUCCGCGCCGCCGCUGCUCCGCCGUCGCCGCGCGCUUCUGCCCCUGCCUACGGCUCCAUUCCCAUUCCCAACCCAACGUCCUGGGCCCCCGCCUCUUCCUCCCCCUCCCCCUCCGGCUACGUAAAGAUCCCCGCCGCCGCCGCCGCCGCCGCCGGUCCUCCGCAGGCGCACCUUCCCCCUGGGGCGGCGCCUCUGCCGUCCCCGGCCACCCGCGUCGCCGACCUCGUCGCCCGCAUCAAGGAGCAGGGCCAAGCUCUAAUCGCGGCGCGGCGGCCGUGGCAGGAGGCGCUCCACGCCGCCGCCUUCUCCCGCCCCUCGAACGUCGGCGAGGCCACCGCCCGGAUCCGCCGCAACGCCGCCUACUUCCGCGCCAACUACGCGAUCGCCAUCCUCGUCGUCCUCCUCCUCGGCCUCCUCUGGCACCCCUUCUCCAUGAUCUCCUUGGUCGCCCUCCUCGCCGCGUGGCUCUUCCUCUACUUCUACCGCACCGGGCCCCUCGUCCUCCUCGGCCGCACCUUCGACGAUGGCACCGUCCUCGCCGCCCUCUCCGGGGUCACCGUCGUCGCCCUCCUCUUCACCGACGUCGGCUGGAACGUGAUCGGGUCCAUCCUCGUCGGAGUGGCCAUCGUCGGGGUCCACGCGGCGUUUAGGUCCACGGAUGAUCUCUUUCUCGACGAGCAGGAGGCCGCUGGUGGUGGAUUCAUCCCCGGCAUGGUCGCGCCGGUGCUUCCGGCCUACGCUCGGAUAGUGUGAUCCCCAAUCCUUUUAUCCCCAAAUUUCAGAUUGAAAUUUAGGGUUGUCUUAUUCAGGGCUUGCAGGCUAAAAUUGUGAAUAAUAGAAGAUCACUUGAAGGAUUCUUGUUGGAGGUCCAGGUUUGAAAUUUUUUUGUGGAAUUGCUGCUUAUAUUAUAGUGUAAGCUGAUGCUUUGGUUGCAUUUUGAUCGGAUUGUAUGGGUUGGUUUCUUGUCUCGCUGUUAAUGUGUUGUUGUUGUAUUUUUAUUUAUUUUUUUCCUCCUGUGUUCUGGCAAAUUCUUCUUCGCUUCCUGUUUUAUGUAUGUUAUUUUAGCCUUUUAAUUAGAUUGUUGUAUUUAUGGUUGUUUAUGUAUUGGGAUCUUCUGAUUUUACCCGAGUUGCUGUUGGGUUGUUGUUGAUUGAAUAAACAUCUUGUUGAGUUACAAGCUUGACCUUUAUAAA
Molecule: messenger RNA, 1313 nt
Organism: Ananas comosus (pineapple)
Lineage: Eukaryota; Viridiplantae; Streptophyta; Magnoliopsida; Poales; Bromeliaceae
Product: PRA1 family protein E-like
Exons: 1
Coding region: 79-873 (264 amino acids)
Biological process (GO): vesicle-mediated transport
Cellular component (GO): endoplasmic reticulum; Golgi apparatus
Source: RefSeq, a predicted model, not a curated record